Molecule: messenger RNA, 2193 nt
Organism: Boeremia exigua
Lineage: Eukaryota; Fungi; Ascomycota; Dothideomycetes; Pleosporales; Didymellaceae
Product: temperature dependent protein affecting M2 dsRNA replication-domain-containing protein
Exons: 5
Coding region: 1-2193 (730 amino acids)
Biological process (GO): DNA double-strand break processing; DNA recombination; mismatch repair
Cellular component (GO): nucleus
Molecular function (GO): 5'-flap endonuclease activity; 5'-3' DNA exonuclease activity
Source: RefSeq, a predicted model, not a curated record
AUGAUCCGCGACUUCGAAGCAUGGAACGCCAACAUUGGCGAGCUCAGCGAACUGCAGGAGCUCGGUGGCUGCCGUGUCGCUAUUGAAGCUGCGCACUACCUCCAGCACCGUAUUUUAAGUCACCCUCGCGCGCGGGAACCACUCGUACCUGCACUCGGCGGUCUGCCACUUGGCAUGAAGCAGUACAUCGAGGAGGACCUGAACACAUUUGAGAGCCUACAAAUCGAGCCAUGGUUCGUCUUCAGCGGCCUAGACAUCACAAAACCGGACGACCCAUUCCAGCAGAAGCAGCGUGAGGCCGGAGUCAACACCGUGGCCUGGAAUCUGUACGACAGCAAUCAGGCUGAGGCAUCUGUUGCAAAGUUUGGGGAGUCAACAUACGUUACACCUGAGGAUCUGUUUCGAUUCUUGCAGUCAAUCUUGAUCGAGCGCAAGGUCCACUUCCAGAUUGCGCCUUACAGCGCCUGGGCCCAGCUAGCGUAUCUUGAGAAGGAAACCCUCGUUCACGCGAUAUCAGGCGCAUCGGAAGUUCUCCUGUUCGAGUGCGACAAAGUCGUAACAUCGUGGAAUCUUGAAGACAAGACCUUCAGUUGGACGAAGCGUUCAAAGUGCAUAGCUGAUCUAGAGAGGUUCGCUAGUAGCGGGAGAAUCACCGAAGACGUCUUCGUAGAUGCGCUCUUACUCGCCGGGACGCCCUUUCUACCCACCCUGCCCAACCUGAGCUCGCCCAACAGAACCGAGCUCCUCAAACCUCAUGGCGCAAUCAAGAUGAUCACGAUGAGCAGCGGGAGGACAGGAUAUUCGGUUGUGAUCACCAACAAGGAUGACCCGAGAUUUGGAAACUACGUUGACAGGUAUUGCAAGGCACGAUUGGCCGUGAAGAACCAUCCCAUCAUCACCACAGAAGGCAAGGUCGAACCCCUAAAUGCAAGCCAGAUGUCUGCCGAUGCGAACCAGUUCUUGGGGCAGCGUCUCUCCGAUGAACUACACUAUCUGCACUCGCACGGCAUCCUCAACUCUCGCCUUCUACAGUGGCGUACAUCCUGCGAGAUCAACGAGCAGCCCCCAAUUGACGGCGGCAUGUCACCAGAGUACCAGAAACUCGUCACUACGAAACUUACCCCGUUACGUACGGCAGCUUUGAAUCUACUUUCAACGCCGCUCCACCACUGGUACAGGGUCAAGGGUUUGGAGCAGACGUGUUGGUUCACAGACGCUGCAACGGGGAAGGCACAGAAGAAGGAGAUCUCGAUGAGAGACUUGCCCGAGUAUCAGGCCAUCGCGGAGACAUGGAAUGUGCCAGAGGCGACAUUCAGGGAAGUCGUAUCAAGUAACGAGGGCAGUGGGCCGCUUGGAUCUGCUAUCUUGGCCUUAACAAGUGACGAUUUCGUUGCCAAAACUGUGGCGAAGAAGGACACCAACAAUCUGCUCUCGACGCCAGAUGAGAUCCUGUACAACUCGCUUUGGCGAUUUCUUGCUGUACGCGAGUAUGUCGAUGCAAAGCACAACCUCACUCCCUGGGGUUUCGUGCUGGCACAGACAAUCGCUUCAUUGGACGGCAACGCCGAACUUGAAGAGAGUGCCGUACUUGCUGUGGAGCUUCUACGUCUUGAAGAUCUGAACGGCGACAUCGCUAUGUUCCCAUACAACGGCGCGCCCAUGCGCGGUAAUGCAAAGGAUCAACAUGCAAACAUGCUGAUCUCCCGUGUCGCUGGGCUUGGUACACUCCAACAUAAGCCGAUCGGUUUCACAGGUCCACUAAGCCAGCAUCUGCUCGGGUACGGGUCGGUUGUGAAUCUUGUCCGUCAGACGCUGCGCGAUCUUGUUGAGGCUACGUGCACAAAUAUGUUCCUGACUGGUUGCUGCGAUAGGAAAGCCGACCUUUCUCUGCUGAUAACAAAGUUCCCUUUCCUUCUUCCAAACAAUUGCGCGCUUGGCAUCGGCGUCAAAUCCUACCUUGACGAACUUACAAACGACUCAGAUCCCACCUCUGCCGAGUCAAAAGCGCGAGUUAUUGACACUGUAUCCACGCGCUACUUCCCUCAAUCGAUUGACUUUCAACACGACCUCCGUACAGCAUUCGCCUUGUGGGAUGCUGUGUUUGCUGGAGUCAAGGCUUCCGGAACUAAGAUAUCUCAACAGAACAAGACACUGUGGACAGAGACAAACGACUGGCUGCGACAGCGCCGUUAG